Molecule: messenger RNA, 848 nt
Organism: Zootermopsis nevadensis
Lineage: Eukaryota; Metazoa; Arthropoda; Insecta; Blattodea; Termopsidae
Product: 4-vinylanisole receptor
Biological process (GO): detection of chemical stimulus involved in sensory perception of smell; sensory perception of smell
Cellular component (GO): plasma membrane
Molecular function (GO): odorant binding; olfactory receptor activity
Source: RefSeq, a predicted model, not a curated record
UGUGGUGUUUUCUUCGCGGUACGGACUGAAUUCUUAAAUAUUAUUUAGAGGACCUUCGGCUUCAGAUAGUUAAUCAGUAAAUUAAAAACAAAUAUCCUUUCAUGUUCAGACGUUCAGUCAAUGCGUAAAACAGAUGAUGAGAGAUACUAACACAUUCCAUUUCGUUUGUGUGUUGACAGUUCAGUGCAUUUGUGCUGGUCACAGGUGUGUUCGCCGGUUUCCAAGGCUUGUACGCCAUACUUGUGUGUGUGGCUUGUAGCCAGCUCGAGAAGCUUAGAGCGAAUCUCUCAUCUAGCGGCGCAGAAAUUGCAACUCCGGACCAGGACUCCGGAGACAACCCGGAAUCAGAUCCGGGCCCUGACAAAAUUCAGGAACAACUCAACGACUGCAUACGUCACCAUCAGAUUACGCAACUGUACAUGCAGGAGCUGGAAAAGUCGCUGAGCUCAGCGUUAGGCGGACUAUUCUUCUGUCUGCUGGCCGCAAUGUGCUUCGUGUCAUUUUCUGUCGUGACGAGCUGGGGAGAUCACAACGACGUGUCGCAGGCGCUGGUGAUGUACGUCUGUAUGAUGUCCAACGUAUUUGUGUUUUGCUGGCUGGGAAGUGAAUUGUCCGAUCAGGCUCAGCGCGUGCGCGAUGCAGCCUGGAACAGCAACUGGGUGGGAAGUCCCGUCCGAUUUCAACGCUGCCUCGUGUUCAUCAUCGCCUCAGCCAACAAAGAGUUCAAGCUCACGGCGGGGAAAUAUGUUCCCAUGGCCAACAAAACAACGUUAAAUAUGAUGAAUCAGACAAUCUCCUUCUUCAUGUUCCUUCUCCACAUGAAGAGGAAGACCGAGGAAACGAUCUAA